Drosophila mauritiana is the source of this 2061-nucleotide messenger RNA. It is a transcript of the gene Sdc, whose product is annotated as syndecan. NCBI's taxonomy places the organism in Eukaryota, Metazoa, Arthropoda, Insecta, Diptera, Drosophilidae. The transcript has 7 exons. Gene Ontology annotation, cellular component: membrane; cell surface. The record is from RefSeq and is a predicted model, not a curated record. Gene Ontology annotation, biological process: cell migration. Bases 364 to 1845 code for a protein of 493 amino acids.
CCGAGUCAUUCGAAAAAAUUUUACGGAGCGAAGAAGGCACGGUUACGUCCGGAUUUAAGCGCGAUUUCGUGUCUGUUGUUUGGUCGGCACUCGAGUGUAAAGAAAUUUGUACACCCCCGAAAAGAAUCGCGAGUGCAAUUUUGUAAAUACGGAGAGGAAAAGUUUCAUGUGUGCAUUUAAACAGCGUUCUUCUAGUGAAACCAGUUUGAAAAGCUGCAAGAAAUAUAUAUAGCUCAAUAUAUAUAUAUACAUAUAUGUAUAUGUGUGCCGCCGCCAGUUCUAAUCUUUAAAUCAAUAAACAAAACUGGAAGCCAUUAGCUGAAAUCACAACAAAAGCAACCGCAGAAGAAACCAACGGGGAAAAUGAAGCCAAAGCAGAAGAUUUCCGUAGAGCCGCUCUUGCUAGUCGCAAUUCUCAUCGGAGUUCUGGUAGCCGCCACCCACGCUCAAGAUCAGAAAUCGGUGAAACCAUCGGCGGCAGCGCCAUCAGCAGCAGCUUCUCGGCCCCAUGAUGAAAUCUAUAUCGACGAUGAUAGCAUCGAGGGAUCGGGCGGACGCGGCGGGAUACACGAAGAUCUAGAGAAAGAUCCGGACUAUUCUGGCUCCGGCUUUGGACCCGAUGACGAGGACGCCGAACCCGACCAGCACUCGCACAGUUCGCACAACACGCGCAUCUCGCAGAGCAGCAACUCCGGCAUAAACAGUAAGCAUAACUCGAACGAGAACUACGGCAAGAACAGCAAGAACAGCAACAGCGACCUCAUCUCGAGUAGAUUCAACAACAAUAAUAAUCACAAUCAGAUCGACAACAGCCAGAAUAUCAAUCUCAAUCCCAAUAAUAACCAUCAAACGAAUAGUGGCACAAUCAUUGGUAGUAGCACCACAGCGAACAAUAAUAAUAACCACAAUAUCAACAUCAACAGCCAGAACGGCAUCAUCAGUGGCAGUGGUAGUGAUAUCGGUGGCCAUAGCACUGGCAUUAACUCAAUCGCUCAUACACCAACACAAACCUCAUCCACAAUCCCAACAACAUCGACUUCGACACCAAUGCCGACAACAACCCCCACAACGACAACCCCCGCAUCCACCACAACGGCGGCAGCAACCCAGCCAUCGUCCUUUGCCAAUAGCAGUACCUCCACCACCACGAUGGCUCCCACGAUUCCCGCAGAGCCGCAGCAGCCGCUGUUCCCGCCAUUCGACAAGGAUCUGGAUACGGAGUCCAGCGGCGAUGGCAUCGAUGCUGACGCUGAGGAUGACGAUGAGGACGAUGGCGACGAUAAGGACUAUGACUAUAACAAGGAGCUGGACAAAGAAAUCGACAUCGAUGAGCCCGAGCCGGGACAUCUGCCGCCAGUUGUCCAUCAUUAUAACGUUGAAACUAGUCACAUACCCACUACGGAUGAAAUCGAUGUGGAUGGCGGCGAUGAGGAUGACAGUGUGGAUAGCGAUAUCGAUGGUUCGCGGAUCGGUGGCAACGAUGGAGAUAUUACAGAGCGCGGACCGGGUGCAGGUGGCAGCAACGUGCACGAAUUGGACCCCAACACGAACGUGAAUAGCCAGCCCUCCGACACAAAGGGCAUCGAUCACAGGCCCAACGGCAACGAAGUGGUCAUCAUGAGCGAGGACGAUCGCACGUCGAGCUUCUUCUCGCAGCCCGGAAUCCUGGCUGCUGUCAUUGGCGGUGCCGUCGUUGGCCUGCUCUGCGCCAUACUCGUGGUCAUGUUCAUCGUGUACCGCAUGAGGAAAAAGGACGAGGGAUCCUACGCGCUGGACGAGCCAAAGAGAUCGCCGGCCAACAAUUCGUAUGCGAAAAAUGCGAAUAACCGCGAGUUCUACGCCUGAGAUAAUGGCACGUCGCGCAGGUAUUAAGUUGACCACAAGUGCAGGAACAAUGUGUAAGGACGGGACGGAGUGCGAAUGACUGGACGAAGGCGGAGCGACUGGGUUUGGUUUGGCUCAACUGAAUACACUGUGCGGAGUGGGGGUGCAGCAUCAUCGGCAAACCACUGAAACAAGGAUUAAUCAUCCGCAGCAGCAGCUACAAAACUAACACAAAAA